Molecule: messenger RNA, 537 nt
Organism: Drosophila hydei
Lineage: Eukaryota; Metazoa; Arthropoda; Insecta; Diptera; Drosophilidae
Gene: Acbp6
Product: acyl-CoA-binding protein
Exons: 2
Coding region: 188-436 (82 amino acids)
Biological process (GO): fatty acid metabolic process
Molecular function (GO): long-chain fatty acyl-CoA binding
Source: RefSeq, a predicted model, not a curated record
UAAGUGUAUGCCGUAAUUUUGGGCAACAGGGAACAGGGAGUUGCAAGUCUGUCUCCUGUUUUGAUAAGAUUAACUAACAAAAAUUGGUUUCUAUGUUUGGGCCCAUUAUAUAUAUAACUAUGCGUUGAAACGAGCAGCUACAAUUUGUUUUCGUUAGCCCGACACAACAAACCAGCAAAAAGCCAAUAUGUUGACCUUUGAGGAAAUCGUUGAGAAGGCAAAGAAUUUCAGCAAGACUGUCACUAAGGAGGAUUUCCUGGAAUUCUAUGGCUACUACAAACAGGCCACAGUUGGCGAUUGCAACAUUGAGGAGCCAGAGGAUGAGGAACAGAAGGCUCGCUACAAUGCCUGGAAGAGCAAGGCUGGUCUGACUCUUGAAGACGCCAAAGCCCACUACAUCGAGGUGUACAAGAAGUAUGCUGCCAAAUACGAGUAAAAAUGCAUUUAAAGAACUAUGCAAUAGCUCACAAGAUUAUACAUUAUUUAUGCCACAAAUGUCCUUGUUAAUCAAAUGUAUUUAUACUAAUUUUAUAUAAA